AUGGACCUCGCGAUCCGCGUCAACGUGCGCUACGCGGCCCCCGUCGACUCGCAACUCAAAGACGCACUGCGCCUCUUCAAGAGCGCGCGGUGGGUCCACUCCAUCAUCCGGUACAUCGUCCCGCAGCUCAACAGUGUGUCCCCCGCGGCGCUGCACGUGCUCCAGACGCUCAAGCGCAGUCCCGCCGUCGUGCGCCCGCCACCCGACGGCAGCGCCGCCGUCUGCGUCGUCUGCAUGGAAACCCUCACGUCGCCCUGUGCGGAGCUGCCGCUGUGCCGCCACCAGUUCCACGCGCGCUGCAUCGCGCCGUGGCUCAAGACCCACAGCUCGUGCCCCACGUGCCGCCAGCAGCUGCCCACGGACGCCUAUGCGAGCUACAGCGUCUACGCGAUCAACACGACUGUCGUUCUGCAGCAGUCGCAGUCGGCCCUGUCGCCCGCCGAUCUGCUCGAGCUCUCGGCCAGCAAUCAGGUGAUUCGAGCCAUUGUGAACGCGCGCGUGCGGCGCAAUCCCAUCGCCACGACGCGAUCGGCGGCGGGAAGCAGUGUACCCAUUUUGCAGCCAGCAGCGCCAGUCAUGAACGCGAGCGUAGUGGCGGACGGGGCGACUGCUCGUUUGCCCGACGGCGCAGAGGCCAUGGGGCGCGUACCAGUGACGCGUCGAAACGCCUCUCGACGGCGUUUUCGAGACCCGGAAAACAUGCGACGAGUGGACAAGCGGCGCCGACUGAGUGAGCUGUCCGACGACGUUUCGACGUCGUGA
Molecule: messenger RNA, 762 nt
Organism: Hyaloperonospora brassicae
Lineage: Eukaryota; Oomycota; Peronosporomycetes; Peronosporales; Peronosporaceae
Source: the annotation of a GenBank genome assembly